Molecule: messenger RNA, 423 nt
Organism: Paramecium tetraurelia
Lineage: Eukaryota; Ciliophora; Oligohymenophorea; Peniculida; Parameciidae
Exons: 3
Source: RefSeq, a predicted model, not a curated record
AUGAACAAAUUACCUUAUCAACCCUUGGGUUUUGUAUUGAAAUUUGAUCCACCCAUUAUUGGAUUGUUAUACCAUCCUAUUGAGAAUAAGAAGGUGAAUAAGAAAAAGAAGAAGUGCUAUGCUAUUCAUUUGAAUAACUUGAUCUUUUUAGUUGAACCUGAAGAUAUUGUAGAGGCAUUGUUUAAUGAGCAUCAAGAAUUUUUGGAUCCUGAUGUUGUCAAACCAUAACAAGUGUAUAAAUUGGUGCUGCGAUUGGUUGCUUACAGAGAUCAUUAGUUAAGAAAUAUGCAAGAAAUGGGCGAAGAUAUGGCUGACGGCUAUUAUGAAGAGGAAGAGGAAGAGCCAGUACAAUAGCCUAAAGGUAAAGGAGGGAAAGCAUAAGCGCAACAGCGAAGAACUAAUGAUAAUAAUAGGUCAUUUUGA